Messenger RNA from Penicillium salamii, 1383 nucleotides. NCBI's taxonomy places the organism in Eukaryota, Fungi, Ascomycota, Eurotiomycetes, Eurotiales, Aspergillaceae. The record is from the annotation of a GenBank genome assembly.
AUGGAGACCCGACGCUCGUCUUGCAGUAACUCACAACCAGGCAGUGAGGCUCAGAUACGUCUAUGCCCUGAGAAAUUCGACAACAUGUCUACCGAGCAAAAUUUACCACCUGUCGAUGGAGGAUUUCAAGCAUGGAUGUUUCUGGGAGCUUGUGUGAUGCUAGAGGCAUUGAUAUGGGGUAUAAUUAGACGUGAAUCUUCGUGCGACAGAAUAGAAGCUAACAUCGUUGCAGGAUUUGCCUUUGCAUUUGGAGUCUUCCAGAAAUACUAUCAUGCGAAUGAAGCCUUUGAGGACUCCAACAUGGUUGCCGUCAUUGGGACCUGUGCUACAGGUAUCUCCUACUUGAGUUGUCCACUGGUCAUCAUUGCUAUGAUAUUACUCCCCACGAUGGGUCGAUGGUUCUCAACAAUCGGAUUAAUUAUGAUGUGUCUUUCGCUGGCAUUGGGCUCAUUUUCUAAAAACGUCACUCAUCUCGUCCUAUCGCAAGGAGUCGGCUUUGGAAUUGGUGGCUGCAUCGCUUACAGUCCAUCCAUCUUAUAUAUGGAUGAAUGGUUCGUGAACCGAAAGGGACUUGCAUUCGGUAUAACCUGGGCUGGCUCAGGAAUAUCAGGUAUCAUUUUCCCAAUCGGACUCGAGAAGCUACUCGCCAGGUUUGGAUUUGAGACCACACUCAGAGUCAUCUCGGUGAUAAUGUUUGUUCUUGCCGCGCCAUUUCUUUAUUUCCACAGACCCCGACUACCAGUUUCAAAGUCUGUGGCUUACAACCGGCUCAAUUUCCGGUUCGUCUACGACAAGACCUUUAUUUUUUAUCAGGUCAGCAACAUUAUGGAGGCAAUCGGCUUUUUCUUGCCUGGAAUCUAUCUUCCUUCUCAUGCGCGCAGUAUCGGCGCUUCGGAUUUCGUCUCGUCACUCACUGUCACCCUUCUCAAUCUGGCAUCGGUGUUUGGAAGCGUCACAAUGGGCCAUCUGGCAGACCGGUACCAUGCUAUCACCUGCAUAACGAUCUCGACAGUGGGAAGCACUCUAUCUCUGUUUUUUCUAUGGGGAUUUGCAUCCACCAUACCAACUUUACUGGUAUUCUCUUUCGCAUACGGCCUAUUCGCAGGGUCAUAUUCAGCCACCUGGGCAGGGAUAACGAGGGAGGUCAGACAUGUGAAUCCCAGCGCCGAUGCGACUAUUAUCUUCGGUCUUAUUGCCUUUGGUCGCGGUAUUGGAAAUGUUGUCAGUGGGCCGUUCAGUGAGGCUUUGGUGAAAGUCGAUCCUUGGGUGGGCUCUGCGAUUGGCGCCUACGGUAGUGGAUAUGGUCUUGUCAUUAUGUGUGCUGGGAUCAGUGCUUUUAUGAGUGGAUUGUGUAUUUUUGCCCAUUAUUUUAAGGUUAUAUAG